Messenger RNA from Dermacentor albipictus, 439 nucleotides. RefSeq lists its product as uncharacterized. Lineage: Eukaryota; Metazoa; Arthropoda; Arachnida; Ixodida; Ixodidae. The record is from RefSeq and is a predicted model, not a curated record.
GGCGCAGAUGGUGCUGUUGCUGCGGGUGGCCUGCGCAAGCCUCUCACUUUUCCUCUGCUCCGCGGUCCCCUUGGUGCUGUCUCCUUCGAAAUAUGCCGGGAGCAUGCAUGCGCGAACGCUUCACAAUGGCAGCGCUCACCGUGAGAAGAGGCAGCUCUCGGAAAUCGUGUACGCCCUGACUUCGGGAGCCAGGCUCAUCAUUGGAGCUGGCGUAGGAUUGUUGCAGUCCGUUGGCAGAAUAGGAAAAGAAGUCGUCGGUGAAUCGGACGGGGGUCUUCUAGGCCUGCUCAGUUCGCUCUUCACUGGCGUUAACGUCAGCCUAGACCUGGUAAGGAACGUUUUACUGGCUGUGCUCGGAACGAAGGACAUCCUUCUGGGCACGCCUUCAAAAGACGAGCUGACCGCGGCGGCAGAUCCUUUGGUCGACCACAACUCGUAG